CUUCGGUACAUCCGGUGACAUUUCGCUCACAUAAGACAUAUUUUGUAAAUAAGAUUUGUUGAUUCGGUGGUGUAUUCAUUACAUCAUGUCAUCAUGUCUGCCGCUAGAUAAGCUUCACGUUAAAGUAGAAGUUGGUAAAAGUAAGACUGAAGAUGUCCCAGCUUUGCAUCCUCGGUGGGUUCAGAAGAUUCAGUUUCUGACAUACCAUGCUCCACCGCUGAACCUCAGUGACCGCGGUCAGUGUGAGGAGUGGGCUGACCGCCUCAAGUUUAUCGAAGAAGAUCUCCACUUGGCCCUCCAGCUGCCACAUGAUAAGUUUUGGUGCCAGAUUGUAUUUGACGAAACAUUUGUAAGCCUGAUAGACAGUUACUUGCGCUAUGCUCCUAGAACUCAUGAUGCCUUGAUAGAGCUUCCAGUAGACACAAAGUCUCGCCAUGAUGAGGUCCAUCGCCUUGUGUUCAUGACUUGUCUUCGAAUGGCAACACACAAAGAAUCCAAGGAACAUCACAUCACUCCGAGCGUGUUUGGUGAAAUCCUGUACGAGAAUUUUCUGUUUGACAUACCCAAGCUGUUGGACCUCUGUGUGUUGUAUGGACAGGGUAACAACCAGCUGCUACACAAGAUGAUUGAUAACAUAUUCACAACCCAGCCAAAAUAUAACGACGAUCUCCAGGGCACCAUCCCAACAAUUCUACAAGUGUUUGACAAUAUCCGAGCCAAGUGUGGUUUGGCUGAUGUUAGUGGACUGACCCCCAAGAAACUGACCGAUCAAAGUCAGGAGAGGUCCGAGCUGGUCAGUAUGUCCAGUACAGAUUUCCAGGAUGUUGUGUUUUAUCUGGCUGACACUGGCACUACUCUGGCGAGUUUUUUAGAAGUCUACCCUCCAGCCUGCGUGCUAUUCUUUAAAGAAGACUUUGUACACCAAUUGGCCCAGUUAUAUGAAUCUGUUAUUCCACAAGUCGUAUCCUCUAUAAAGAAACGGAAAUUUGACAGCCACAGUCACAAGACACUUUUGAGACAGAAGACACAGGAAGCGAAGAAUUCGCUGUUGAAGGUUGUACACCUCAUUAUUAACACCUACUGUAUACAGCCGAUACUGGAAAAUGUUGGAGCUGAAGAAAGAGUAGAAGAUUUUAUACAGCUAUUUACAUCAAUGCUGAAUGAACGAAGAUUCCUAGCUGACUUUGAGAGUCGUCACCGAAUUGAAAACUACCAGGAGAUACUUUUGCAGUCUCCCAUUGAAAUUGAUGAGAUGAGGUUACAGUAUAUACAGGAUGCUAUCAAUUCUGCCUUCACAACGCACGGUCGCCGCCGGAAACCAACCGGGGGCACGAACAGAGGCGGCAGGACCAGUCCUGAUGGUUCUCCGGGACCCAUGGAGGAUGCUGGAGCUGUAGGGGGAGGAGCAAUGGGCGGAGCUGUGGGCGGAGCAAUGGGCGGGGCUUCAAGUGCAAUAGAUAGUGCUGUUCCAGUCAAUGACUUCGAUGUAGAAACUUAUGAGGCGGAAGGGGCCUGCGCAGCACGGAAAACUGGGGUAGAAUUGGAGUCUCUCAUCUCUUCUGUCAAAGAUCUUCUCCCUGACCUCGGGGAAGGAUUCAUUGAGGUGUGUUUGGAAGAGAUGGACUAUAACUUAGAGCGUGUGAUUAAUGCAGUCUUGGAGGACAAACUUCCACCCUCCUUACAGGACUUGGACAGAACAAUGCCUAAAGAAAUACCACAACCUGUCGAUGCUCCCAAGUCAUUGUUGGAUGGUCGUCGUAAUGUAUAUGACAACGAUGAAUUUGAUGUGUUCAGUCGAGACGCAGUAGAUACCUCACGUAUAUUCCAAGGAAAACAAAACAAGAUGGACAAAAUAUCACUUGAUGAUAAAACACUUGGAUCAGACGACAAGUUCCGACUCAAUGAAGCGUACGGUUAUGUUGUUGAGACUCUAAAUGCAGACGAAGCGUCACAGAUGGCGGAGCUCUAUGACGACGAAUAUGAUGACACGUACGAUACAAAUAAUGUCGGAGCUGAUGAUGCUGAUUCAGCUGAUGAGCUUUUACACGGAAGGCCAUGUACAGUUCCAAGGAUCCUUGGAGGUGGAAACCAGGGGCGGACUAGAGGAGUGAGCAGUGAAUCCGACUCACAGGAUUCCGACGAGGAGAAAAAACGGGAUCAGUUUGUGCAGGACCCGGCUCUCCUAAGACAGCGAGCAGAACAGCGUAGGAUAUCACAGAGAAGAGGUCAAGGUCGUCGAUUUGGCCAAGGUCAAGGUCAUAUUCAGAGAGAACAAGCUCAGGAUGGACCAAAGCAUGAUGUCAAAGGAAAGGCCAAGGGUCAUGGUCAGGAGGCGGACGUCCUGAAGAACAGGAAAUUUAAGGAGAAAAAUAAGGCGGCGAGAGGGAAUCACAACCGGCGCUAUAUGUCUGAUAAGAAGAGGAUGGGGUUUGGUGGGGGACCAUAAACAUAAUAUUAGGAAGCUAGUUAAAUGGAUUCAGUGUAGCAUGUGUAUGGGUCUGUAUGUGAUAGAACUUUGAAACAAAGCAAGAUAAACACAGAGGUAGCUUCUGUGUCUAGUUUGGCUUCAGUGUCAGUUUUCGUAGUUAUAAACAAAUUAAAAAAAUCUAAAGAUAUUAAACAAGUAGAAGAUAUAUAUAUGUUGCUCUUGUGACAUAAAUUGUACGUUGUAUUGAGUACUGAAUUGUUUUCUAAAUGUUCAAGACACGAUGUUGGAUUUCUUGAAGCAGCUUUAAUGUUAGAGGUCCAGGAGAAUAAUUAUGUUCUCUAAAAUUGAAACAAUCACUUUCUCAAGAGCUUCUGUUCUGAUUUUGAAAUUUUAAUGCUUUAGAAUGUGCCUAAAAAUCAUGGUUCUAAUUGAUAAAACUGAAGUUAUAUAAAUAUCCGCUUACAGAAAAGGUGCCUGGAAAGGUAUGUUUGUUUUCAUUUUGUUGAUUAUUUAUGAUUAUUGAAUAAAAGUUUUAUGAAAUGUUUGACGAUUAAA
Pecten maximus is the source of this 2983-nucleotide messenger RNA. RefSeq names its product activating signal cointegrator 1 complex subunit 2-like. Gene Ontology annotation, molecular function: ubiquitin binding. Gene Ontology annotation, biological process: regulation of DNA-templated transcription. The coding region runs from base 86 to 2446 and encodes 786 amino acids. Lineage: Eukaryota; Metazoa; Mollusca; Bivalvia; Pectinida; Pectinidae. The transcript has 16 exons. The record is from RefSeq and is a predicted model, not a curated record.